AUGGAGAAACAGAGAAAUAAUUUACAAGAUGAAAUAGUGUAUCUACAAUCCCAGUCCAUGAGGAACAAUUUGGUGUUCAGUGGCAUACCGGAAACACGCACCGGCACGUUUGAAGACGCGGAAAUCACGCUGCGGUCAUUCCUCCAGGAGAAAAUGAAAUUAGCCAAGGAAGAAGCAGCCUCAAUACAGUUUGAGCGUGUGCACCGGUCACAUGGGACCCCGACGCCUGGUAAAACUAGAAACAUUAUUGCCAAAUUUGCCUUCUUUAAAGACAGAGAAAAUGUGAGGAAGAGAUGGAAGGAACUGGAAGGUACUGGUUAUCGUGUCUUCGAACAAUUCCCUCAGGAAGUCCUGCAAAAAAGACGACAAUUGGUGCCACAAAUGAAGGAGGCGAGGAGGCAGGGUAAACGAGCGUACCUGGCCUACGACACCCUCUACAUAGACGGAACUCCGGUGCGAGCGUAG
Molecule: messenger RNA, 465 nt
Organism: Dreissena polymorpha
Lineage: Eukaryota; Metazoa; Mollusca; Bivalvia; Myida; Dreissenidae
Exons: 1
Coding region: 1-465 (154 amino acids)
Source: RefSeq, a predicted model, not a curated record